AUGACUGCUAUUCGUAAAAAUAUGAAAGAUAUGUCUACUACCGAUAAAUCAACAGAAAGUUUGGAUGAUAAUAUGACUGAAAACUCACAACAAUUAGAGGAUGAAAAUAUGGGUACAAUUAAUGAAGAAGGAUCUGAUACACAAGAUAGUGAACAUCAGCAACAAUAUCUUGACGACAAUACAAAGAAUGGAUCACCUACAUCAACCAUAGCAACUACCACAGAUACCAGCAGUUUGGAUGCUGCAUCAUCUACAGAAAAUAAGGAUAAAAAUGAUAAGGAAGCGGAUAGUAGUAAACCAACAAGAACAUACACUCAAUUUGGAAGCAAGAAAAAUGGUGAUACUGAUGAUUGGAGCGAAUUUGCCGAAGAAGAAGAAGAAGAAGAUAAUCAAAAGCAAAAAUCAACAACAACAAUACCAGCAGCAAAUGCUCAACAAGAUAAAUCAAAAUACACAUUUGGUAGUACUUCAGGUUUUGGAACAAAAGGUUGGGCAACUUCUCAUCAAACUACUACAACUACCCAAAAGGCAACUUCAUUUACUAGUCUUUCUGGUUCUUCAUUUGGAUCCUUUACACCGUCAUCCACAAGUGGUCUUGGCAGUUUCUCAUCUUCCACAUCAUCUCCUUCAAACAAAGCUACAUCAGCUUUUGGCGCAUUUGCGAAUGCACCUACUUCUUCACCUUUUGCAAUGGCAGCUAGUGGCGGUCCUAAUGCUUUAUCAGCUCUCCCAAAGGUCAUCUCAACAACGUCAGCAUUAUCGCCAGCUGGUUCCGCUUCAAGUGUUACAAGCUCAGAACAUCCUGAUGGACAAGACAAUAAUGAUCAGCAAGAGGAAGAUAAAGAUCAAGAUAACAAUAUCGACAAUACAGAAAGAGAACAUACAUUUGGUGAAGGAAAUAAGAUCAAGGUACCGGGAAUAAAGCCAACAGAAAUCAGGACAGGUGAAGAAGAUGAAAAUACAGUUUACCAAACCAAAGCAAAACUACUUGUAUUGGAUACGACUAGCAAUAAUUGGAAGGAACGAGGAAGUGGCACCUUCCGUAUCAAUGUCAAGGAUGUGGAAAUUUCUGGAACAACAUCAAGUCAGGCAAGAUUAGUGAUGCGGGCUGAUUCAGUAUACAGAUUGAUCUUAAAUCUCCUUUUAUUCGCUGAAAUGAAAGUAUUUAUUAUGCAAGAUCGAUUUGUGCGUUUUGCUGGAUUCGAAUCAGAAAUGAAAGAAAAUGUCUCUUCGGGGAAAAAGUCAGGGAAGUUUCCUUCACAAUUAUUCACCAAAUGGAAAACUGAAGUGAUAGAAAAGCAAGAAAGCUUAUUGUCAACACACGCUGAUUUGCCUCUAGUGGUUGCUUUGACGAGUCUCAUCAAUGGGGAAGAUCAAUCCUGGGUGACACAAUCUUCAUAUUUGAAGCAAAUAGUUCAAAUCCUGAAAGCUAGUGGCCAAAUCAAAGACAGUGACAAAACCAAACAAGUUAUCGUCGAUCUUGUCAAAUCUAUAGUUAACCCUAUCGCUGCAUUGGGCUAUUUUUAUGCUUCAGAAAACAACACACGACGUUUAUUUAUUCCUCUUCUUGAAGCUAUUCAGCUAUUUGUCCAUGACACCAACGACUCCACCUUGAUCGAUGUUUACACUGAUUACCUUUCACAAGAGAAAAGCGACUUGACAAAGAUGGAUAAUGAUAUAAGUGAUGACAACAGCGACAAUAAUGCUUUUGCCCAUAAGUCAUUGACCAUUCACAUGACUCUGGAUUUCGAACUUGGCCGCCAGCUGAUUACUAACACAUACGAACUGACACUUCGAUAUCUCGUGAGACAUAUUUUAUCAUGUCAACAACUAUUAGAAAAAGCAACAACGAUAAAGGACAGGAAUAUGGAUCAAAUUGUUGUCAAUGUUCAUUAUUUGGUCAAGACAACCAUGUCUCUUUUGACUCGAUCGGAUACAACUGAAAAAAUUCUUGGUGGACUCCUUGACGCGAAAACGACGGUGGAUGACAAUCCUUAUGUAUCUUUACUGUCUCAGUUGACCAAUGCUCUUUUGAAAAUUAUUACUCAAUCUUCAUUUUAUGGGAAAGACUGUUGUCAAGUAGCAGGUAUGGCAGUCGGGGCAGUAAUGAACCUUGGCAAGGAUGCUUCUUUUGUUCGCGAUUGGAUCUUGGGUUGGUUUUUUGUGGAUACUGAAAGAAAAUCAUUUGAUGCUGCCAAUCAUAUGUCCAUUCUUUUUGGAAUCAAUUCAUCAUCACGUUUAGAAAAUACUGGUUGGGAAGGAAAGGAUGCACCAAUGUUAUUUAUUAUUCGUGGUAUGAUCUCUACUGUUCGAAAAGAAGUUUUAUUCUGUCCCUGUGAUCCGGAAUUGCCUAUCCGUCAUCUGAAAAGUUACGAAGGUGUCAAUCAUUUAUUUGGUCUUUGUUUUGUUGGUACGAAAUAUUUUUGUAUGAUGGAUAGCGGUGAUUCUCAAGGAAAAGUAGUAGCUUUCGAAGCAAUGUCUACGUGGUUACUGGAACUGAAGAACAUGAUGAUUGAGAACAAAAAGAAGGAUAAUGAUGUUUAUGAUGCUUCCAAGAUUUUGUCAAAUUCAAAUGUUGAUAUAUUGAUUCAUUUUGUAUGGAAUUACUGGGAUGAUCCAAUCGAUUCACUACAACAUCGGGUUCGCAUGAUUUUCGAAUUACUCCUAGCUAUUCUGGAUAUUAGGGCUGCUUACUUCCACGAAGAAGAAGUUCAUCAACAAUAUCUAUUGAACUUAUUGAAAAACUUGCUGAUGAUGGACUGGCACAGAAAGGUGAAAUAUGCUUUGAUGACAAUGUUGGUUGUCAAGUUGGGAACGGCAGUCUAUUUUGAUCUGGAACCCCAAUUGGUCUGGAAAUGUUUACGUGCUAUGGAUAGUUUAAGCUUGUCGUCUCAAAUCGCCGGCUUCGUUCUGGAGCUGCUCAAUCGAUAUAUACUGGAAUCAGUCCCUUCAUGUAAACCAUCAAAAGGUCAAAGUAUCAAGUUGAUAGGAAAAGAUGAAGAAACCAAGAUCCUGAUUGAUCGCUGGGUUAUCUUAUGGGCAAUCCCAAUGCUUCGAUGCUUGACUUCUUCGUCUGACAUAUUACGACAAAAUGCAAGUGGAUUCAUCUUACAGCCUUUAUUCAAAACGAAUACUGAUUCAUUUUGGUAUUUGAUGGAUAUUCUGAACAAUACAACUCAUGAAGCUUGGACCAAUUUAGAUCAACAAUAUCGUUUACAUGCUUUUAUCUCUGUUCUAAAGAUUGCUCGAAGUUUGGAUAUCGUGGACGGUAGUCUGUAUACAAGAGAAGAUGAACAAACGAAGGACUCUCGAAAAGUAUCAGCUAGUACUUUGAAAUUGGUGGCUUACCAUUUGGAUCCUCAAAUUAGAAUUGAUGCUCUUGGACUCUUAUGUGAAUCUCGAAAAGGCGCAGCUGUAGUGACCGACAUUGAACUGGAAAUGAUCAAGUACUUUUUACCUCUUAACAUGAACUGCAAUUCCCCUGAAUUCCGACAAAAAUUGUGUGCUCAUCUUACCAAAUUAUUGACUCGACUUCGUGGAAAUAUUUAUGCUCAAUAUCGAAUCUAUUUAUCUCAUAUGACAUUUGUAGAGAAAGCAACAAAUGAAAAGCGACCAGAAGAAGAAAUCACUGAUGCUCAAUUGGAAAUGGAGAAGGUGGGCCAAACUAUUCAACAAGGCAAGGAAUUCCUUUAUUGGCUCAAUAAUCAUGUUGCCAACUCACUCUAUCCAGGUGCUUCUUAUCAACGGGUGGCUACAGCAUUACGUAUUUUGAAUAUACUGGUUAAGGUGUACGGUAUUCCUGAAUCGUCAGCAAACGAUAAUGACAUGUCCAUCUCUGAUGAUGAUGAUAAGAUAACAGCAACAACGUUUUCAACAACAUCAACAACAAUAGGUAUCCAUGGAUCAACAUCCGAUUUCCCAUUCACAAUCCCUUUGGCGUCUCCUCGUAAUGCCAAACUGUUGAUUGAUACUCUGAUGGACUCCUAUGAUUUUAAUCGCAAUUUGGCAUUUGAUAUUCUAUGUCAGUUCCCUAGUCCAUUGCCUGGUGUCACGUCCAAAGAAAAUGUUCAAGAUCUUCUAUGGUGGGGACUCAAUAAUGUCGUCAGUACUCGCGCUGGUGAAAGUGAUAGUGGUGCUAUGAUCUUCCGAUUGAUCUUUACCAAGUAUGUGACUGGUCUUGAAUUCAACUUGUAUCCUCAGCAAAGUAGUUCAUUGACUUUGACCAAGAAGAAAAAAAGAGGUGGUGCUAAGAAGAAACAACAUCAAGGUUCAGCUGCAGUUAUCUUUACCAAUCGACUUUUAGAUAUGCUUGAAGAUCAGAUCGAAAUCGCUAAAUCAAAUCUUCUGUUAGCUGCUCAACAUCAUCCUAUGCAUGGGACCUUAUUGGCUCUACAAUAUGUUUUCCGUGAAGUAGAUUAUCAGGAUUCUCGUAUCAUGGCUGAUCAAGCAAAAUGGAAAGAUAUUCAUGCUCGUACUUUGGCGUUGAUUCAAUCUGUCUGCGAUAGUGUGAUGGAUGUAUUAUCAAACCCAUCUCCUGAAGGAAAUGUACCAGCUUGUUUCAAGGAAAUGGAUGAAACAAUUACCGAUAUCGUUGGCCAAGACACUGAAAAUUUGGAUGCAGAAUUUGGACCCAAACAUCAAGUUAUUCUUAGCUGUUGUUGGCGUGCUGUCAAGGAAGCAAGUUCCUUAUUAGAAGUGAUCAUUGUGAAAGUUCCCCUCGCAAGAAAUCGACAAGACAGGAACGCUUUGUUGACCUUUGUGGAUUUGGAAAAGAGUGGCAGUUUACUUCGAACAUUAUUGACCAGUAUUCGUCAUCGUGGUGCUUUUUCUGCUGUUUAUCCUACGUACGUAUCUUUAUGUUCAAGAUUAUUGGGAUCACAAGAUUCAACAUUGAAUAGUUUACCACAUAAAUGGAUCAAGGAAAACCUGUCAAGUCUUACUUCAAGCAACAUUUCCAUCACUCGACGUAGUGCGGGUUUACCUCUUUGUAUACUUGCCAUUGUCAGUAGUGAAUCUGUCACCAAAAAAGAACUCUUGGGCGAAACUUUCCAGCAACUUUUGAAAUUGGCAGGCGAAGAACCUCCUAUGGAUGCUGAUCAAAGAGUAGAUCUCCCACAAGUACAUGCUUACAAUAUCAUGCGAACUAUAUUUAUGGAUUCCAAACUUGGCACCCGUGUUUUGGAAUAUGCAUCUGACGGAUUUUUUUUGGCCAUCAAUGGAUUCUCAUCAUCAAGUUGGGCAAUUCGAAACUGUGCUGUUAUGUUAUUUUCCACUUUAUUACAAAGGACACUUGGUACCAAGAAGACAAGAGAUGAACAUAGCAAUGUGAACAAUUUGACAGGACAAGAAUUCUUUACUCGAUUCCCAAAACUUCAUUCUUAUCUAUUGAAAGAACUAGCAAAUGCAGUAGAUCAACUUUUCGGAAAAUCUAUGGCUGAUAGUGUUCAUCCUGGUCUAUAUCCUAUGUUAACCUUGCUCUCUCGAUUGCGGCCUUCAGUAAUGGAUGACGCUACUGAUGCACUUUCUAUGGCUCCCUUUAUUCCUCUAGUUCUAUCCUGUGCUGGAAGUUCAAUUUUCAAGACUCGGGAAAUGGCUGCUCGAGCCUUGGUACCACUGGUUUCUUCUACUGUAUCAUUAGUUGUCAUGAUAGCGGAUUUGUUGGAAUGGGAUGAAAAGUUGACACAAAAUGAAAUCCAUGGUCGUUUGAUUCAAGUCCAAUUCUUAUUGCGUGGUCAUUUGUAUCAAGGAUCAACAUCAAAAGACACUCUAUUGAAACUCAUCAAAUCACUUCCAGGUGUCAUCGUUUCCUGUUUGUCUGUAGCGAAUCAAUUGAAUGAAAUCUCUCAGGCUUUACUUUUGGAUAUUAUCUCUGAAUUCUUCUUGGACUGUAAAUGGAUUUUCGAAGACAGGUCAUCAGUAUUGAUUGAUGAGUUGAUUUCAGUGUCGGAUGAAUCUUUUGAAACUCUACGAGGAUUCGUACUCUCUUAUUGUAACGAAACCAUUCAAACCAAGUCUGAAGUGGGGCUUAUCGGUACCUAUUUGGCAAGACAAUCUAUGGCAAAUGUAGUUGUUUUGGGUCAUUUGAACUUUGGAAUUUCUGAACUACCUAGUAUCUUGUAUCUUCUUGAUGAUCCUGAUUAUGAAGUACGAUUACUCACCAUGACCAAACUGAUGACUUACUUUAACAAAGUAGAUAACUCAACCAAGAUCUCGGGUAUAACCACACUUCAACACAAAUUGAUACAAAAAACAUAUGAUGGUGAAGAUAAUAUCCAUUGUUUUGCAACUGCUGCUAAGUUCCUUAUGAAUCUCAACAAGUCCUCUCCUUAUCCAAAAGAAACAAUUCAGAAUUCCAAUUCUAUCCACUUUACUCUGGAUCAAUACUGGAAUAAACUGCUUGAUCAUUUUACGAAACGUCAAUCUAUUUUGGUGACUGAAUCGGUACUUCCUUUGCUUGGUGCCUUAUUUGCUCAGAUUCUACAGAGUCCACUGAACAAUGAUUUUGUACAAAGCUGUUUAAAAACAUGGAGUACAUAUGUGGUCAAAUAUAGUAACAAGGAAGUGGCAUUGCCGUUACGAGAGGCUGUUGUCAAGUCUAUAGAAUUUACAGCCAAACAUUUGUUUAUGCAUACCAUUCAAUUAGGUGAAGAAGCUGAUGGUGCAAGAACUCUAGCUGAAUUGGCGAUUAUUCAAUUAUUACAGGAUGACGACAUUGAUAUUCGACAAAAUAUGGCUACUAUUGUUUCCGAAGCAUUGCAACUUGUGGCACCUGUACAUCCUGAACGAGCUGUGGAACUUAUUCAUCGACAUCUUACUAUUCGUGUUGUUUAUCCUGCUCGUCUUCAAACAGUACUUACACAGAACCUGAUUGGGGUUGGGAAGUUACGAUCUGUGUGGCAUGAUGAAUUGACAAGUCAUAGAGCUUUGUUCGAAAAGGAAAACCCCAACAUCUAUAAGGAAGAUAUGGUUGAUAUUCAAUGGGCAGCAGUGGAUUUGGAUCAAUUACAUUAUCAUCAAUCAGCAGAUUUUUCAAGAAUUAUGCAACAACAAUCUAUAUUUAUGAUGGACGUAGCCAAUCAACUGAUUGAUUUUUGUAGACUUUUGGAACCUGCUUCUGGAGCUUCAAUUAUGAAACAUGGUCCUUAUGGCAUCACUUCUCGACCAACCCUCUUUUUGGUUGCUUAUCGUUUAUUGUUGACAAUGACAUUUUCUUAUGAUUACCUUGCAGAAUUACCUGAGCUAGCUCCUGACUUUGUACCUCUGACAAAAGAAUUGAAAUCAGCAUUACACAACGUUACUGAAGAAUCAGUCCACCCUUUAUUAUGGCAACAACUUCACGGCGAAUCUGGUUUAGCGGGCAAGAUACAUCAAUUCUUACGACGAUUUAAUAAACCAACUUACAACAUGUUUCUUAUUGCCCCUGACUUUCGGGAAUAGUAUAGAAUAGAUAGAUACAUACAUAGAAAAUAGAUUUUUUUUUUUAAAUAAUAAAAUAAAAUAAAAUAAAGAAUGACAACUUAUUUAUUUCAGCC
Molecule: messenger RNA, 7532 nt
Organism: Halteromyces radiatus
Lineage: Eukaryota; Fungi; Mucoromycota; Mucoromycetes; Mucorales; Cunninghamellaceae
Product: putative death-receptor fusion protein-domain-containing protein
Exons: 26
Coding region: 1-7437 (2478 amino acids)
Biological process (GO): tRNA methylation; intracellular transport
Cellular component (GO): cytosol
Source: RefSeq, a predicted model, not a curated record